CGCGGGCUGCACCUCGGCGCGGCGGCCGCGGGCGAAGACGACCUGUUCCUGCACAAGAGCCUGAGCUCCUCCACCGCCAAGCGCCUGGAGGCGGCUUUCCGCUCCACGCCCCCGGGCAUGGACCUGUCCCUGGCACCGCCGCCGCGGGAACGCCCGGCGUCGUCGUCCUCCUCGCCCCUCGGUUGCUUCGAGCCGGCGGACCCCGAGGGGGCAGGGCUGCUGCUGCCGCCGCCCGGAGGAGGAGGCGGCGCUGGCGGCGGGGUGAGUGUCCCCGGGCUGCUCGUGGGCUCGGCGGGCGUGGGGGGCGCCCCGAGCCUCGGCAGCCUGCCGGCGGGGGCCGCCCUGUGCCUCAAGUACGGCGAGGGCGCGGGCCGAGGCUCGGUGGCCGAAAGCAGCGGCGGCGAGCAGAGCCCCGACGACGACAGCGACGGCCGCUGCGAGCUGGUGCU
Molecule: messenger RNA, 449 nt
Organism: Nannospalax galili (Upper Galilee mountains blind mole rat)
Lineage: Eukaryota; Metazoa; Chordata; Mammalia; Rodentia; Spalacidae
Product: class E basic helix-loop-helix protein 22-like
Exons: 1
Source: RefSeq, a predicted model, not a curated record